CACAUGGUCGAAGCUGAUGUUCUGCUCCGUGGUGGCACAAGAAGGAGCGGAGAGCCCAUCCUGGCCCACCCGCCUGAGACCGACAGCGACAUCACGCUGCAGGAGUGGCUGGCAGAGAUGGCCAGCACCAACAAGGGCAUCAAGCUCGACUUCAAGAGCCUGGAGGCCGUUCAGCCUUCCCUGGAGCUGCUGGGGCAGGUGGAGCAGUGCCUGAGACGACCUGUGUGGCUCAACGCCGACAUCCUGCCAGGGCCGAAUGGCAGCUGUGCGGCACUGGACGCCACGGCCUUCCUCAGCACCGUCACCUCCUCCUUCCCGGACGUCACCUUGUCACUGGGAUGGACCACGGGGUGGCAACCCAACCAGCUCAAUGAAGGCUACUCGUGGCCAGCGGUACGGGCCAUGGCCGAGGUGUGCCACGUGCUGCCCCAGCCCGUGACAUUCCCGGUGCGAGCCACCCUG
Molecule: messenger RNA, 462 nt
Organism: Acanthisitta chloris (rifleman)
Lineage: Eukaryota; Metazoa; Chordata; Aves; Passeriformes; Acanthisittidae
Gene: FAM151B
Product: family with sequence similarity 151, member B
Exons: 3
Source: RefSeq, a predicted model, not a curated record